AUGAGAAUAAGGAGAAGAGAAGAAAGAGAGAAUCAAGAAUUCAAGAAAGGUUUAUGGACAGUUGAAGAAGACAACAUCCUUAUGGACUAUGUUCUUACUCAUGGCACUGGCCAAUGGAACCGCAUCGUCAGAAAAACUGGGCUAAAGAGAUGUGGCAAAAGUUGUAGACUGAGAUGGAUGAAUUAUCUAAGCCCUAAUGUGAAUAAAGGCACUUUCACUGAACAAGAAGAAGACCUCAUUAUUCGUCUCCACAAGCUCCUCGGCAAUAGAUGGUCUUUAAUAGCUAAAAGAGUACCGGGAAGAACAGAUAACCAAGUCAAGAAUUAUUGGAACACUCAUCUCAGCAAAAAACUCGUCGGAGAUUACCCAUCCGCCGUCAAAACCACCGGAGACGACGAAGACUCUCAGCCGUCAUUGUUCAUCACAGCCACCACAACUUCUUCUCUUCAUCAUCAACAAGAAAAUAUCUACGAGAACUUAGCCAAGAGCUUCGACAACGUUGUAUCAGCUUCGUACGAGGAUAAACCAAAACCGGAACCAGACCAAACUGAUGUCUUAGUGGCAACUACUAAUGAUCCAAGUCAUUAUUAUGGUAAUAACACUUUGUGGGAUCAUGAAGACGAGUUCGAGUUGAGUUCACUUGUUAUGAUGAAUUUUGCUUCUGGUGAUAUUGAGUAUUGCCUCUAAGUUUAAUUAUUGCUUUUUUGUUUUUU
Messenger RNA from Capsella rubella, 713 nucleotides. Its product is annotated as trichome differentiation protein GL1. Lineage: Eukaryota; Viridiplantae; Streptophyta; Magnoliopsida; Brassicales; Brassicaceae. The transcript is spliced from 3 exons. The record is from RefSeq and is a predicted model, not a curated record. The coding region runs from base 1 to 687 and encodes 228 amino acids.